Molecule: messenger RNA, 264 nt
Organism: Protopolystoma xenopodis
Lineage: Eukaryota; Metazoa; Platyhelminthes; Monogenea; Polystomatidea; Polystomatidae
Source: the annotation of a GenBank genome assembly
GUUUCUAGUUCACACCGAGUGCCUGUGUCGCGUCCGCCUCGGGGACGCAACCUGCGGACUACUCCUUCUUGGCUAACCUCGGCAUUGGUCUCGAACUGUGAGUGUACCAAAAAGUCUUGGUCUCACUUUAUGGUGAAACUUUGGCUCCGAACCCAAUUACGAGUCGAGACCGCUAAUGAUUCCCUAUCGGUUGUAGGCCUCAAAGCUGUCUCGAUUGCCAAACCUGUUCAUGGGCAUGAGGAUGUAACUUUUAUUUCAUUCUAA